UCCCGGAGCAGAACACAAAAGGAAGAAGACACAUCCAUAUACACGGGCUGUCUGUCUGUCUCUCCAUCCGCUGCAGCCUCGGCAAGACCAUGAGGUGUCCUGGACUGAGACAUAGCAAUUCUACGAUGGUGUUUCUUCUUGGAGUUCUCUUUUCGUGUGGUGUCGCGCUCGCCGCGGAUGGCUCACACCGAAUGGUUCCUCUAGGUCCCAAGGGUCGUGUCAUACGAGAUUGCGAGUGGCGCUAUAGGUAUUCCAAUAGCAGCGAUUCCGUGUUAGACUGCAAGAAAUGUGUCAAAGAGUACGAGAUGCGGUUCCCUCCACGACGUACUGACGUCCUUCAUAUGCGGCAGCAGUGCGUCAAACCGUACACACCAAAAGAGGCAGCCAACAUCCUUUGUCACCUUCUCACAACGACUCAUGACGAGCGAGAUUCUUGCAUACUGUGCAUCGACAGUUACCCGCUGCCUCCCAAUGCUACAAAAUUAGAGCAACGGGAGAUGGACUGGAACUGCGCACCGCACCAACCGGCGACGCAGCUUCUGCUAUCAGAAUGCCGUUACAGGUUUUCCAGAAGAGGUACAAAUCUCACAAACUGCGUAAAAUGCAUCAGCCAAUCAGGUGUCGGAGACGACGCAAGCUUCACACAAUUCAGGAAGGUACAGAGUGACUGCAUCACAAAGCCCGACCCUAAAGAACGAAUCAAACGACUCUGCAAGUGGAGGUUUAUCGAAGAGAGCUGGGCCAAGGAAUGCGAGCAAUGCAUAGACGAGUACUCACUUCCAAGCAACUACGACUACGAUGACGUUCAGAAUCUGCGACAACGGUGUGUGCCAAAGCCGACAAGGAAAGAGCUGCUCAAGAAGACGUGCGACUGGUACUACAGAGGUGACAGGAUGCACGUAAGCAGGUGCGAGAGAUGUGUGGAGAUGUCGGACCUCCGUGAGAGCUCCACUUACACGGACGAAGCUGAAGUUCGCACUCAGUGCAUGCCGAGGAAACCAGCCAGAGAGCGCGUGAAGGAUGCCUGCCCAAGACGGUUCAGAAAUCCAAUGGACAUUGAAAACUGUAGAAGAUGCGCAGACGACUUGGAUAGUGACAAGGACGAGAAUUCCAUUGGAUCCGUCGACGUUCAGAAGCUUUACAGAACUUGCUUAUCCGGGAAAACAAAUUACAAAGCUCAAGUGCUCGGAGAAUGCCGGACCAAGCUGGAGGAAGAAGAGUCUGUGAGAGAGUGCCAGUCUUGCAUUCAAAGCCGCUACCAUUGGAGGAUUCCCAAGGAGCUGAUCAGUGAAGCAAGACAGGCAUGCCUGCUUGAGCUCAUUCAAGACAACUGAGAAACACAAGCCCCCGAAGUCUCGAACCACCACCUUCGUUCCCACCUUGCUUUUACAUCGCCACAUCACCAUAGAUACCAACCAUACCUUCAAAGGAGUUACCUCACCCAGCAUUAUGCAGGAUACUUGCUGUCAAAAGCAAAGUUAUCGUGGUUCCAUGUAUGCUGCACACAUUUAUUGAUGUUAUUGAAUAAAGUGUUGUUACUUUUUGUUCGUAAAA
Molecule: messenger RNA, 1554 nt
Organism: Ornithodoros turicata
Lineage: Eukaryota; Metazoa; Arthropoda; Arachnida; Ixodida; Argasidae
Exons: 23
Coding region: 90-1334 (414 amino acids)
Source: RefSeq, a predicted model, not a curated record